This is a messenger RNA of Prorocentrum cordatum, 1131 nucleotides long. Lineage: Eukaryota; Dinophyceae; Prorocentrales; Prorocentraceae. The record is from the annotation of a GenBank genome assembly.
AUGGGUGACAUGAACGCGAGACUGCACGAGCAGUUCGUCGGAGAGUCGCUCUGUCAGCAGGAGAACCUCACUUUCGGAGUCAGCACCGACGACCCCCGUGACAAGUCGGAGGAGCGCGUCAUCCAGGUCUGCAGAAAACUCGGGCUACCUCAGAGGCUCCUGUCGCGCACGGCGCUGGCGCAGACCGCCUUCAAUUGGUUGGAGGUCCUCUCCGAGCACGAGUUGCAGCUACUCACCUUCGCGCGAGGCUUCAUCGCCAACCCCAACGUGCUGGUAAUGCAUACGCCCACCCUGGGUUUCGACCAGCAGAUGGCCACCCAUGUCUUGACGACCAUGCGCGAGUUCGUGGAUUGCAAGGGCGUCGCGCUGGACGACUCGCAGCGUGCGAGCCGCCGCCCACGCACCUGCAUCUUCUCCUCCGUGCGGGCGCAGGGGCUGCAAGUGGCAGACCAGGUAGUGUUAUGCGAUCGCAACGGUUUCCAUGAGGUGCCGAAGGAGGUCGCCCCAGAUGCUUUGGAGUCCAUGUUGCUCGCCCACCAAGGCUCGCUCAGCGCUGCCUGAGGCGGAGGUGUGGGCGCGCACGCGCGCGGCCGCGGCGCUCGAUUCCCUCUCCGCGCCUGACCCCGCAGAAACGUGGCCUGAUCGUCUCCUGCAGGGGAAUAUCAGUAGGAAAUGCGGACGUGCAUACGCUUCGCGUUUUUUGCUGAAUUUCCUUGCGGCCGUGGACACGGUGGCCAGGUGCUUUCAGGCCAGAAGGGGAUCCAGGGCAGUACGCCGCGUCUGUGGAUGACCCAUGGCCGACUCCCUUCCUGACAGAGGCUUGGGCGAGGCGAGACGCCGCGCCACCACCCCAGACCUCGACGAGGUCUUCGAAGAAACAUCGGCGGCACUACCUGUAGGGAUAAGGAGCGCGAGGUUUCUGGGAUCCUUGUGCUCACUGCCCGCUAACGGGUGCCUCCCCGAGCGGCCUUUCGAAUGGCAUGCGCAACUUGGCUGUUCUUUGCUUGCCAAGAGCCCAACCCUCGGCACGGCGCUGUUCAAUUUCGUCGGUGGAGCGCUUCUAUCGCCGAUCGCACGUUGUCAUGCAGCCGAUCGAAUUGGGCCGUCGAUGUCCAGAGGUGCAGUGUGCUC